Vespula pensylvanica (western yellowjacket) is the source of this 1070-nucleotide messenger RNA. RefSeq names its product protein Mpv17 (gene Mpv17). The transcript has 4 exons. Lineage: Eukaryota; Metazoa; Arthropoda; Insecta; Hymenoptera; Vespidae. The record is from RefSeq and is a predicted model, not a curated record. Gene Ontology annotation, cellular component: cytoplasm; membrane. Bases 265 to 816 code for a protein of 183 amino acids.
AAUAGUUAUAAAUAUUAAAUAAAUGCUUAUAAUCAUUUAUUGAAAAAGGAUUUACAUGUAAUAAAAGUUUAUCGAGAAAUUUUUUUGCUUCUUAUCUUUAAUAUUUGAUUUAAUACGUCAGUUGUUAUAUACAGUGUUUUUAUGUAAUGUAGUACAAUCAUUCAAAUAUGCUGUCUAAUAUGAAUCUAGGAAUAGGUUAAUCAGUAGUUAUUCUUCAGUCUUAUUAAAUGUAUCAUUGAGAAUCUCUUUAUUAUAAGUUAUAUUAUGAGUAUCAAUAUGAGAAUUAUUUUUAAAUCAUAUCAAAAAUUACUGUCAAAAUAUCCAGUGAGAAUUCAAGCAAUGCAAGCUGGUAUUUUAAUGGGACUAGGCGAUCAAUUAUCACAGAAUUUAAUAGAACGAAGAAAAUUUAAAGAUUUAGAUUUUGUAAGAACUAGUCAUUUUGCUAGUAUUGGCUUUUUUAUAGCCGGUCCAGCAACUACAACAUGGUACCGUAUAUUGGAUAAAUAUAUUGGUUCCAAAGGAGGAGUUAUAGUUGUGAAGAAAGUUUUAUGCGAUCAACUACUUUUUGCUCCUACUUUUUUAAGUAUUUUACUCGUUUCUAUCGGAUUAUUACAAGGGAGUAAUAUCAAUAGUUUAAAACAUAAAUUGGAAACUAGUUACUUUGAAAUACUAAUAAAUAAUUAUAAGAUUUGGCCAAUGGUACAGUUAGUCAAUUUUUAUUUUAUUCCAUUACAGUAUCAAGUAUUACUUGUACAAUCAGUUGCAUUAUUAUGGAAUACAUAUAUUUCCUAUAUAACUAAUACAAAAGUAAGAUAAUAAGUAUCUAUAAUGAAAUUAAUAUUUUAAAAAUUAAAGAAAUUAUCUUUUUUAUUUAUCUUCAUAAAUAAAUAAGAAUGGAAGACUACGGGUAGUAUGGAUUAGAUGAUAAUUCCUUAGAUUACUAGGAUGACACAAAACAUCAAAAAGAUUUAAUAUGUGCUUUUAAAAAUGAUUGUGCUACUAUAAUUACUUGUACAUUCCAAUAAAGAUAUGUAUCUGCAUUAACCAUAUAAUAUAUUAUGUAACAUAUA